GCAGAUAAGAUUGCACUAUCCACCACGGCCUCCAUUUUCCCUGCAGUUCAAGACGUGAAUCACGACGGAAGAAGGCACCAUGAGAAGGCAACCUCUAGAAGCUGGAAAGGCAAAGAAGCAGAUCCUCUCCUAGAGUUUCCAGAAGGAAUGGGAGCCCUGCCUGCCUACCCACGUUAUACUUCCGAGCUCCAGAAAUGACACCAAAAUGAGUGUAAAAAAGUCUCCUGAAGAACUGAAGAGCAUUUUUGCAAAGUACGCAGCCAAAGAAGGUGAUCCAGACCAGCUGUCGAAGGAGGAGCUGAAGCUAUUGAUUCAGACUGAAUUUCCCAGUUUACUGAAAGGCCCCAGCACCCUAGACGACCUCUUUCAAGAACUGGACAAGAAUGGAGAUGGAGAAGUUAGUUUCGAAGAAUUCCAGGUGUUUGUCAAGAAGAUAUCCCAGUGAAGGAAAAACAGCAAAACAACGUAUCAUUCCAAAAGAAGAGUGCCUGGGAUGUGGCCCUAUUCUAUACGGAAUCAAGAAUGUCUCUGGUUAAUUCUUUGCCAUUUUAAUGAUCUGGCUGUGAAGGCCAAUUACUGUUAAUAAAGAAAUUCUUGGA
This is a messenger RNA of Suricata suricatta (meerkat), 599 nucleotides long. RefSeq names its product S100 calcium binding protein G (gene S100G). The record is from RefSeq and is a predicted model, not a curated record. The transcript is spliced from 4 exons. The coding region runs from base 206 to 445 and encodes 79 amino acids. Lineage: Eukaryota; Metazoa; Chordata; Mammalia; Carnivora; Herpestidae. Gene Ontology annotation, molecular function: calcium ion binding; transition metal ion binding. Gene Ontology annotation, cellular component: cytoplasm.